Molecule: messenger RNA, 369 nt
Organism: Nezara viridula (southern green stink bug)
Lineage: Eukaryota; Metazoa; Arthropoda; Insecta; Hemiptera; Pentatomidae
Source: the annotation of a GenBank genome assembly
AUGGAUCUCCAACUGCUCAGCGAUAUACUGGCUAUAAACGUGAACAUUAAGAACUUGCCGGUACAUCUAAGGGAUAGGAUGAGAGGAAGUGCAAAGGUGAGGGAAAUACUCAGCCGGGGUAAAACCGAUUCCUGGGAAGCAAGAAUGACCCUAUCUGAUUCCAUGGUUUCAUCGACACUUCUUUAUGGAGCCGAGAUUUGGAGUUUGAAUUACCUGAGAGCUGAACUCGAAAAGAACUCAGUCACUAUUUGCUCACUCAAUCAAGGUAUCGACCAAUCAUCUUUCCUUCAAUCACAUCAUCAUUAUGAUGAAUCACAACCACUAGUCAUCGCUAGUAAUCUGUUGAUCCCAUCGUCCUCCCGCCACUGA